Magnusiomyces paraingens is the source of this 1227-nucleotide messenger RNA. RefSeq lists its product as uncharacterized. The transcript has a single exon. The record is from RefSeq and is a predicted model, not a curated record. Gene Ontology annotation, biological process: protein refolding; response to heat. The coding region runs from base 1 to 1227 and encodes 408 amino acids. Gene Ontology annotation, molecular function: ATP binding; Hsp70 protein binding. Gene Ontology annotation, cellular component: nucleus; cytosol; cytoplasm. NCBI's taxonomy places the organism in Eukaryota, Fungi, Ascomycota, Dipodascomycetes, Dipodascales, Dipodascaceae.
AUGGUUAAGGAAACAAAACUUUACGAGCUCUUGGGUGUUCAACCCAAUGCCAGCGAAGCUCAGCUUAAGAAGGCUUACAGAGUAAAUGCUCUGAAAUACCAUCCUGACAAGAACCAACACAACCCUGAAGCUGCAGAGAAGUUUAAGGAAAUCUCUGGUGCCUACGAAAUCCUUUCUGAUCCAAGCAAGCGUGAGCUUUACGACAAGUAUGGUGAGGCCGGUCUCAACGGUGGACCAGGUGGCAUGGGUGGUGCCGAUGACAUUUUUGCCCACUUCUUUGGUGGCAUGAAUGGCAUGUUUGGUGGCGAUCAUGGCCACGGCCGCUCCGGCCCUCAGAAAUCUAGAGACAUUGUUCACCCUAUCAAGGCUACUCUCACUGAUCUUUACAAGGGCAAGGUCUCCAAACUCAGACUUACUCGAACAGUCAACUGCCCCACAUGUAAGGGUAAGGGUGGCAAGGAAGGCGCUGUCAAGACAUGUUCCGCCUGUAACGGUAAUGGUGUUCGCUUUGUCACUCGCCAAAUGGGCCCUAUGGUCCAGAGAUUCCAGACUAUGUGCAGUGACUGUCAGGGCCAGGGCCAGAUUAUUGACCCCAAGGACCGCUGCAAGGAAUGCAAGGGCAAGCGCACUGUCGACCAGAAGAAGGAUCUCGAGGUUCACAUUGAUAAGGGCAUGGUUCACGGCCAGCGAAUUACUUUUGCUGGUAUGGGUGACGAGGGCCCAGAUAUCAUCCCUGGUGAUGUCGUCUUCGUCAUUGACCAGGUUCCUAAUGACACUUUUGAACGAAAAGGUGAUGAUCUUUACACAAAGAUUAAACUUGAUCUUUUAACUGCUCUUGCUGGUGGCCCCUUUUCUAUCAAGCACCUCGAUGAUGAAUAUCUUAGAGUUGACAUCAUUCCUGGCGAGAUUAUUUCCCCUGGAAUGGUCAAGGUCAUUGAGGGCAAGGGUAUGCCUUCUUACCGCCAUCACAACUUUGGCAACCUCUACAUUAGCUUUGAUGUCGAGUUCCCUGCUCCUGGCUUUGCCACUCCAGAACAACUCACUCUUCUUGAGAAGAUUCUUCCUCCACGACCAACCCUUGACAUCCCUGCCGGUGUUGAGAUUGAGGAGGUUGUUCUGUCAGAUGUUGACCAGACCAAGUACCGCAAGGCUAACUCUGAAGAUGACUAUGAAGAUAUGGACGCUGAUGGUGAAGGCCCACAAGGCGUUCAGUGCGCAUCCCAGUAA